This is a messenger RNA of Aureobasidium uvarum, 1020 nucleotides long. NCBI's taxonomy places the organism in Eukaryota, Fungi, Ascomycota, Dothideomycetes, Dothideales, Saccotheciaceae. The record is from the annotation of a GenBank genome assembly.
AUGGUUGUUCUCGAAACAAUUCGCGCCUCGAACCAGAAGAUCGGAGCAACUCUUCCCGGACUUGUCGCUGUGUUCGUCGGUGCAACCAAUGGUGUUGGAGAGGCCACUGUACGACAGUUCGCAAAGUAUGCAUCUGCACCGCGUGUCUACUUGAUCGGUCGCUCUCAAGAAGCAGGCACGCGCAUAAUCAACGAAUGCAAAGCUCUAAACCCAAAGGGCGAAUUCAUCUUCAUCAGCAAAGAUACCAGCCUCAUUCGCAAUGUCGACGAGAUAUGCGCUACGAUACGAGAACGCGAGAAAUAUGUAAAUCUGCUAUUCCUCACCAUCGGAACGUUGCAAACUGGCAAGACGACCGCAGAAGGCCUUCAUUACCCUGCUGCACUGGCUGUGCAUGCAAGAAACCGGUUCAUCUCCAACCUACUCCCUCUCAUAAACAAUGCAACCUCUCUCCGCAGGGUAAUCUCCGUCUUCAUCGCAACUCUCGAAGGAGAAAUUCAGAUGGACGACUUUCAAGGCUGGCACAUGAAACUCAUGGCAAACAGAGAUCAUGCCGCCUCAAUCACAACUCUAUCUCUCGAGAGCCAUCACAAAGAUAACCCGAACGUGUCGUUCGUUCACAAUUUUCCUGGCGUGGUUAAAUCGGGAAUCACUCGUGGGACUUCUGGACCGCUAUUUACUGCUUUGAAAGCUGUGAUUGGUGUGUUUGGCUCGCUGUUUUAUAUGCCUGCUGAGGAGGCCGGUGAUCGACAUGUGUUUCUGGCUACGAGUGCGAGAUAUUCGGCUAGUCUUGAAGAUACCACAGCUGGGGUGCCAUUGUCCGUAGCUGGUGGUCUGGCAACUGCUUGUGGCACCGAUGGUAAGAUAGGCAGUGGUGUAUACUCUAUCGAUGCCAGUGGCGAAAGUGCUGGGCUAAAAGUGGAGCAAGCACUAGCUUCGCUGCGAAGCAGAGGGAUGACAGAGAAAGUCAUGAACACAAUCAACACAGAUAUCGAGAAGGCGUUGGCGACAGGUCAGAACUGA